Molecule: messenger RNA, 1525 nt
Organism: Trichoderma asperellum CBS 433.97
Lineage: Eukaryota; Fungi; Ascomycota; Sordariomycetes; Hypocreales; Hypocreaceae
Source: RefSeq, a predicted model, not a curated record
GUUUGCAAAGUACAUAAAACACUAUGUACUCUGCAUCAAUCGAAUGAUUCUGACGGUUGGAGCUCGGAGUGCGUCGGCGUUGCCCCAAACCGGCCAAUCAUGUCCCCAGCUCUGAUCUUAUCAAUCAAUCUCUCUUCCGUCACAUGCCGACGCCAUCCCGCAAUCACUUGAUCAGAGCAAAACGACCAGGGGACCUCCCCCACGUUUUAAUGAGCCGGGCCGCUCUUCUUUCAUCUCGUACUCCUCACCGACGGCAAUUGCCAUCAGAACCGUGAUACCGGUAGGCCGCCCGUGCUUCCAAAAGGGAACCUCUUUGAUCAGCCGCGAUGCCAGCUCCAAUUCAACUGUGUAAAUAGCUAACCACGUCAUAUAGGUGCAUAGAAUUCGAAGCUCUUCUGUUAUUCCAAUCGUCUCACCCACUUUCCAUCUCCUUGCACACCAUGAAGUUCCUUAGCGUCAUCACCGGCCUCACCGGCUGUGCUACCGCCGUUGAACUCACCGCUCCUCUAUUCGGUGACAUCGACGGCGGCUUCGCCUCUCGCAUUCCAACCAGCUACGAGUCCGCCGUUCUGGGCCGCCGCAUCCUAGCUUUGACAAAGCUCGGCACCCUGUCAUCGACUUUCCCCAAGUCCAAGUCUUCGUCGUCCAAUAGAGACGCUGACGCGACGUGGAAUCGACCCGAGGGCCUCGAUGGCCUGCCGAUUGGUCAGAUGGAAUACAUUGCUGAUUGCGAAGACCAAGGGCACCCGACAUUGCUGGCCAUCAAGAUUUCCACCAGCUACAGAAACGCCCAGGCGGGGUCCAACCUUACGCUGUCCGUGCAAUGGACUCCGCCAUACCCGCCCGCCAGGCGCAUUCCGCUGCUGUCUCGUCUGCUUUCAUAUUUCCCGUACAUCAGUGACAAGUACGAUGCAGCAGACGAUUCGUCGUCGUCGUCGUCGUCGUCGUCUCCCCCGGACACGGUGCCCUACUCUGCGGCCAAUCUGCCUCGAUUCUCGCUCAUUGGCUACCUGGAGCCCAUCAAUCCCGAUCUCAAAGAGUCUCUCCGGCUCGCCUACUGCUACACGUCCAAGCACCCCGACGCCAAGUACUGGCUGCCGGGCAACAAGAUUCACACCAGCGAAUGGGCCAGGCUGGUGGUCACACAGGUGUACUGGAUUGGCGGCUUCGGCGACCGUGCGUACAUUGGAUGGAUCCCCAUCGAGGAGUGGAACAAGGUAACCAAGGAGGAGUGGGAGCAGGUCCAGCUGCCCGGCGAGAAGAAGGGCUGGAGCGAGUGGAGCCUGGCCGAUGAGGCUGAUGAGCUUUGAGGCGGAUGAGCUUUGAAUGGUUUGGUUCGAUUUGAUUUGAUUCGAUUUGAUUUGCGUGACCUGUUUAUUAUGGCGAAGAGAUGACAAGCGCUCCAAAUUUGUAUGACCAGUGUAACCGACGAUGUGAUGUGGCGAUAUAUUAGUCUAGCUGUGCCAAACGAUGCUACGUUUUACAGUUUCAUGUUUACUUUUCUUUUUUCUUUUUUUUUUUUUUU